This is a messenger RNA of Bathycoccus prasinos, 360 nucleotides long. RefSeq lists its product with no specific name. Gene Ontology annotation, molecular function: SNAP receptor activity. Gene Ontology annotation, biological process: vesicle fusion with Golgi apparatus; endoplasmic reticulum to Golgi vesicle-mediated transport; retrograde vesicle-mediated transport, Golgi to endoplasmic reticulum. The record is from RefSeq and is a predicted model, not a curated record. Bases 1 to 360 code for a protein of 119 amino acids. Gene Ontology annotation, cellular component: endoplasmic reticulum-Golgi intermediate compartment; Golgi membrane; ER to Golgi transport vesicle membrane. The transcript has a single exon. NCBI's taxonomy places the organism in Eukaryota, Viridiplantae, Chlorophyta, Mamiellophyceae, Mamiellales, Bathycoccaceae.
AUGAACGUCGAUUCCGUCGCUCGCCCGUACGCGUUUAUUAAAUUCGACACGUUUAUUCAAAAGACGAAGAAAUUGUACUCCGAUCAACGCACGCAGAGGAACUUGGAGAAGUUGAACGAAGAUUUGCACGAUAUUCAAUCGAUCAUGACGAGGAACAUUAACGACGUGUUGGAGCAAGGCGAACGGUUGGAUCGAGUGGAAAAUAUGAGCGGGAAUUUAGCGAUGGAGAGUAAAAAGUACGCGAAGAAGGCGAAGGAUUUGAGCAGGCAGGCGUUGAUUCAAAAGUACAUGCCGGUGAUUGUUUUGGUUGGGUUGUUUAUAUGCGUGUACGGGUUUCGGAGAUUUUUCGCCGCGGCGUGA